Molecule: messenger RNA, 531 nt
Organism: Entamoeba dispar SAW760
Lineage: Eukaryota; Evosea; Mastigamoebida; Endamoebidae
Exons: 1
Coding region: 1-531 (176 amino acids)
Source: RefSeq, a predicted model, not a curated record
AUGAAUAUAAACAAAGAAGAAAGAAGUGAAGUGUUUAAUGAAUUACAAGAAACAAGUAAUGAUGUUAAGAAUCAAAUUGAUGAAAUCAUGAAAAGUGUACGAGAAUAUAAUGAGAAUUGGGAAAACAGAAUUGAAGAAGAGAUAACUGAUAAUGAAAAUGAAAGUCCAGAAGAUAGAAUUAAAAGAAUCGAAGGAAUUUGUGAUAGAAAAGAAGAAAUAAUUAGAAGAAAUGAAAUAGUUAAAAAUAAAAUAAAAGAAGGAAUGAUGAUGUUAAAUAAAUUAAAGAAUAUCUAUCAAGUAAUUAAUGAAAUUAGAUAUGAAGAUAAAGAGAUAUUAUCAGAACAAGUUGAUACUAUCAUUACAAAAGUGAUGGAAGCACAACAAAUAAGAAUUGAUAAAUUAAUUGAAGAAAAUAAAAGAAGGGCAAACCGAUAUAAAGGAGAAUUAGAAGAUAUUAGAAUAGAAUGGGAAAGUAAAAGAAUUGAAAAGACAUAUCCACCAAAAUAUCAAAUCGAACAACUAGAAGAAUAG